Cherax quadricarinatus is the source of this 3353-nucleotide messenger RNA. RefSeq lists its product as uncharacterized. The record is from RefSeq and is a predicted model, not a curated record. NCBI's taxonomy places the organism in Eukaryota, Metazoa, Arthropoda, Malacostraca, Decapoda, Parastacidae.
UCCUUGUGUGCACACGGGUGGGUGAGUAUAGGAGCGGUGAGACCACACUUGCCAGUGUCUAAGGAGGCAGCCGGAGCCGGCCAGUCAUGAGGAUGGCAGCGGCGGCAGCGGUGGUGCUGGUGUUGCUGCUGAACACAGUCUCAGCUCAAAGCUUUGCAGGAUGUCGGGUGUGCCAGGACAAGUGCGUGUCGGUAUCACGCGCAGACGGAUCAUGCCCAGUGUGUGUGUGUGGCAGGGUGGCACUGCCUGACUGUGCCGCCAACGCCACAAUGGAAUGCGCACCAGGCUGCACUGUGAGUCCAGGACCUGAUGGCUGUGGUGGCUGUGAUUGUCCUCCUCCUGAACCCGCGGUGUGCCCCCUCGCUCCCUGCCCCUCAGACUGUCAGACAAUCUUGGAUGAUAAUGGAUGCCCCGGGUGUGUAUGCACCUCCGCGCGAGUCUCUUGUCCCACCCCCACCUGUCACGAUGGAUGCACCGAGGAAGUUGGGGACGACGGGUGCCGCCGGUGCCGCUGUGACGGCCCUGGGACCUGUCCUGCCAUGCCCGAGUGUCUUCGAGGAUGUAUUGACAGAGACGAUAACAGCGGCUGCUUUUUUUGCAAUUGUACUCUCCCUCCAUCAAAUUCAGCUGAUCCUUCAGUACGUGCACCAACGUCCUUGGGAGCUCAUACAACACCAUUUGGAUUUGGACCCUUUGUAAAGUCUCCUGCUGUAGGAUUUGCAUCACCUGAGCGGCCUUUGAGGGUUUCUGGAACUCAAGUCAGCCGCAAGCCCAGGUGUCGCAGCGGGUCACGUUUGCGGUGUCCUCUAGGCUGCAAAAUAGCUAUUGGUCCCGAGGGCUGCCGCGAGUGUUACUGUGGGGAUGAUGCUUACCUAUGCCCUGGUGUGCCCAGAUGUGUCAACCGCUGUCUAUUCCUCAGCCCAGAAGACAGAUGCUGCCGAUGUCAAUGUUCCCAACAAUCUGGAGGUUCCAUCUUCGGGGUUAACAUUGAGGGUAAUCCCUCCUUUCCUUCAUUCACGCAUUUCGGAUCGUUUGGACACAGUAGACGGAACCAUCCUACCACUGUACACACUGGAUUUCCGGGACUUCCAUUUUUUCCAUACCUAAAUUCCAAAAGCGAUAUAAUCAUUGAAAUUGACCCAUCUACUUCCACCAGGAUGGCUUCGCCAAAUCAACAUUACCCUGCAUCAACACGCUCUAAUGCAAGGCCUAAUAACGCUCUCGCUGCACCAACAAAUCGUAGAGCAGGAUCAAAUGAUCCUCUUGCUUUGGCAGCAAAUCCUGUUUCAAAGGACACCGAAGCUACAUUAAAAGAUCCUGCUGUAUCACGAGCAGAUCCCCCAAAUCAGCCAACAAGUCCUGUCAAAUCUCCAACAGACUCUUCUGUUGCCCCAGCAGAUCCUUCUAAUCCACCAACAGAUCGUACUAAUCCAAAAACAGAUCCUGCUAAUUCACCACUAGAUCCUGCUAACCCACAAACAGAUCCUGCUAAUCCACCAACAGAUCCUGAAAAUCCACCUACGGAUCCUACUAAUCCACCAACAGAUCCUACUGAUCCAUCAACAGAUCCUGCUAAUUCACCACUAGAUCCUGCUAAUCCGCCAACAGAUCCUGCUAAUCCACCAACAGAUCCUGAAAAUCCGCCAACAGAUCCUGCUAAUCCACCAACAGAUCCUGUUAAUCUGCCAACAGAUCCUGCUACUCCGCCAACAGAGCCUGCCAAUCCACAAACAGAUCCUGCUAAUCCACCAACAGAUCCUGAAAAUCCACCAACAGAUCCUGCUAAUCCACCAACAGAUCCUGCUAAUCCUCCAACGGAUCCUGCUACUCCACGAACAGAUCCUGAAAAUCCACCAACAGAUCCUGCUAAUCCACCAACAGAUCCUGCUAUUCCGCCAACAGAUCCUACUAAUCCACCAACAGAUCCUGAAAAUCCACCAACAGAUCCUCCUAAUCCACCAACAGAUCCUGCUAAUCCGCCAACAGAUCCUGCUAAUCCGCCAACAGAUCCUACUAAUCCACAAACAGAUCCUGCUAAUCCACCAACAGAUCUUGCUAAUCCGCCAACAGAUCCUGCUAAUCCACCAACAGAUCUUGCUAAUCCGCCAACAGAUCCUAAUAAUCCACCAACAGAUCCUGCUAAUCCACCAACAAAUCCUGAAAAUCCACCAACAGAUCCUGAUAAUCCACCAACAGAUCCUGAAAAUCCACCAACAGAUCCUGCUAAUCCACCAACAGAUCCUGAAAAUCCACCAACAGAUCCUGCUAAUUCGCCAACAGAUCCUGAAAAUCCACCAACAGAUCCUGAAAAUCCACCAACAGAUCCUGAAAAUCCACCAACAGAUCCUGUUAAUCCACCAACAGAUCCUGUUAAUCCACCAACAGAUCCUGCUGAUUCACCAACAGAUCUUGCUAAUCCACCCGUAGAUCCUGAAAAUCCACCAAUAGAUCCUGCCGGUGCAGUAAGAGAUGUCACUGACUCACCAUCAACAGAAACAGAAGUACCUCUACCAACACUUACGCAACAACAGCUAAGACAGAUCCUGCCGUUGCUACAAAAGUUACAGCAGGUCCUGCCUCUGGACUAAUAUAUCCUGCCGCUGGACUUACAGAUCCUGCCUCUUGAUUAACAGAUUCUCCUGCUAGCAUAACAGAUCCUGCCACUGGGCUAACAGAUUCUGAAUUUGGGCUAAGAGAGCCUACGUCUGGACUAACGGAUCCUUCUGCUGGACAAGAAAGAUCCUUCCGCUGGACCGAAAACAUCCUGCUGCUGGAUUCCGCGUCUGCACUAACGGAUUCCGCCCUAACUCUGACAGUUCCAGCAGAUUUUGAUACUGUUCUUAGACGUCUCGUCGAAGAGCUGGACGUUCAGGGCACCUUCCAGACGGCGACUCUCCGGUCGAGGCGUUAUGGCUUUUCCCAAACAUCCAGAGGCAUCACAUCACUGCUGCGCCCCACCGUCCAGAGGCACCGUUGCUGCUCCCCACCGUCCAGAGGCAUCGUUGCUGCUCCCCACCGUCCAGAGGCACCGUUGCUGCUUCCCACCGUCUAUUGACUUUACAAAUGUUUACAAAGAAGAAGAGCAUAGUCUGUCUUUAAUGUGUUGCUAGUAAUAAUUUUUCAUGUGUGGUGUCACCUACAAGGUAGCGUUGACUUUUGUUGUAUUGUUAAUAUUGUCAAAUAUAUUGAAAGGUGCAAUAUUAAUAUGAAAUAUUAAUAGUUAUAUUCUUACAUUUACGGAAAUAUGAAGCUUCAGUUAAUGUGUGUUGUAGGAUUGUGACUUGUUCCUUUUAAAAAAUAUUUUCGAGUUCCUCUAUCAUUACGAUAUUGAUAAUAAAUUUUAUAUAAAAUUC